AUGGCCAGCGUGCUCCCAUGGAACUGCUGCAGGACUUGCCUGAGCCAGCAAUCACUUCACCCGAUAUUUGCACAUCCCCAACAUAGUGAAAAAUAUUCUAAUUUGAUACUAAUAGCUGCCGGUGUUAAGGUGGUAAUGGAUGACACUCUCCCACAAGUGAUGUGCUCCGUGUGCAUUGCAUAUAUAAACGGGUCCCGGAAAUUCCGCAGGAGAUGCGAGGACGCGCAGAAAUUGCUGGCGGAGAAUAAACCAGGCGAUAUAAAGCUGGAACAAAUGCAGCUCUUCAAGAUAGAAUACGAAAAUGCCACCCAAAUAGACAUCGCCGAGUGUUCCCACGACGACGACUUCAAGGAUUACGAUGACAAUGUCACUUUGGACACACUGCAGUGCAAUUAUGAGUCGGAUAAAGUGACUGACCAAAAGGAAAUAAAGGACCCUACAGACCAAGAACCCAGAUGGGAUGAUGCAAAUGGUUCUAUCACAUUGGCCAGUAUAAAGAGUAAAAAGACUAAUGUUAAAAUGAAACCGGAACGGAUCAAAUCAAAACCCGUCAGAGAACCCAAGAAGGCAGCGAAGAAGCAAAAGAAUGACACUAAACAAGCUAAGGAAGCGAUUGAAUGCGAAUAUUGCCAUAAGGUGUUGACAUCGAAACUGUCAUUGCGCAACCAUUACAAGAUCCACACCGGAUUUGAUGUUGUAUGUGAGCACUGCGGCAAGAAGUUCAUCACGCGCCGUCUCCUGCUGAUGCACUGCCGCGCCAAGCACGGAUACGAGAAGACCGACAAGUGCUCCUUCUGCGACUACAGGGCCUCCAACGCGGAGCAGGUCAAGAUCCACGAGCGCCUCCACACGGGCGAGAGGCCGUUCGUCUGCGGUGAGUGCGGCGCCGGCUUCCACAGGCGGAGCAGCUACCUGCAGCACGUCGCCAUCCACCUGCCGGAGAAGACUGUGCAGUGCGGCCAAUGCCCCGCGCGCUUCAAGUCGCACACGCUGAUGCGCAUCCACGCGCAGCGGCACCUCGCGCCGCGCUACGCGUUCCGCUGCGGCGCGUGCGCGGGCACGUUCGCGCGCCGCCGCAACGUGGCGCGCCACCUGCAGCGCGUGCACUCGCUGCCGCCCGACCAGCGCCACAUCGAGCGGCUGCAGCUGCGC
Messenger RNA from Iphiclides podalirius (scarce swallowtail), 1152 nucleotides. NCBI's taxonomy places the organism in Eukaryota, Metazoa, Arthropoda, Insecta, Lepidoptera, Papilionidae. The record is from the annotation of a GenBank genome assembly.